AGUGUCGUCAGGAGCGGAGAGGGGGCCCACAUCCCAGACCGGAUUGACCGGACUCCACCUGUCGAGAACCGGGAGCUGUGCUUGGUUUCUGUUAGUGGAUGUCGUGAGCGAAUGAUAGCAGCGCGCGCAGACACAGGACGGCACGAGCCCCGGCAGGAGGAGCCGCCACGAACCGCAGCAUCACAUCACCGAGUGACUUCGUGAGUCCAGCCCGGGGAGGAGACACCAUCUCCCGCUGCAUGCUUCUAUCCGCAGUGCCUCAGCCAAGCAGAAUGUCAAGACAGCAGCAGCAGCAGCACCGGACGCCGUUAAAACUCACCGACAACGUAGUGGAGGUCAAGAGUAAAUUUGAGGCAGAAUACCGUCGCUUUGCACUCAAGAGAAAUGGCCCAGGUGGAUUCCAAGAGUUCUACCGCCUCCUCCAAACCAUUCAUCGCAUCCCAGGUGUCGAUGUGCUGCUGGGAUAUGCAGACGUCCAUGGAGACCUCCUUCCAAUCAACAAUGAUGACAACUUCCACAAAGCUGUGUCAUCAGCUAAUCCACUGCUCCGCAUUAUUAUAACCAAAAAAGAGGAUGACCCUGUCGUCUUUGCCACCAACUCUCUCCAGAGGCGUAAAAAGGGACUCGGCUUAACUGGACUGCGCACUACAGGCUCAGGCUCCACCCACUCCAAGAACAAAACAGGCCUCAUGAUUGGCCUGCCGCAGAACUUCAGACAGAUCUCAUCCAUCAUCGAUGUAGACAUCUUGCCUGAGACACACCGACGGGUACGACUCCACAAGCACGGUACCCACAAACCACUGGGCUUCUACAUCCGUGAUGGGGUGAGCGUGCGGGUGACACCACAGGGCGUAGAGAAGGUUCCAGGGGUAUUUAUAUCUCGUCUGGUCCGUGGGGGACUAGCAGAGAACACAGGGCUGCUGGGUGUUAACGACGAGAUUCUCGAGGUGAAUGGCAUCGAUGUUGCAGGAAAAUCUUUGGAUCAGGUUACAGACAUGAUGGUGGCCAACAGCCACAACCUCAUUGUUACAGUGAAACCGGCUAACCAGAGGAACAACGUUGUGCAUCGUGGGAGUAAAUCCUCAGUGGGAAACUCUGGUUCGGUGGGCUCAGCUGGUUCUACAGGUUCUGCUCUUUCGCAUGACUCACCAAGCCCUGCCUCUCAGAGCAACCCCAUUACUGCGAGCAACAGCAUUGCUGAGGGCGACAGUGAUGAUGAAGAUGAUGACGCCGACCUCAUUUUGGAGAAUGACUGCCUGACACCCUACGACUCCCACAGGGUAGCUAACAGCAACAGCACUAACCUCAACAGAGACUCACCUAGCAACAGGCCACACAACUUCGCUGUCGGUAGGCCCUUCCCACAGAGUGUCUCAUUGCCUAACAGCAUCGGAGCAUCCCUGAGUGACAGCUCUGUGAUGAUGUCCAAUCACAACGGAAACCCUUCCCACACAGCUAGUAGCAGUGAAGAAAGCAUGAGAGAGGAUGGCAACACAAUAACACUGUAACCAUGACAGCAAAUGAUACACUGACUGUAACAAAUGGAUUAUGGAAUGUUACAGUCACAGUGCUGGAACCAUGACGAUUCCAGAUAAUUGUGUCAGAUGACAGACUCAGCAGCAUCUUUUCUUCUCAAGGUUCUCCCUGUUGAUCCCCUGUAAGUUUCCCUUUUUAAAGUAAAGGGAGAUGUGGACAGGUUAAGUAGACUGACAGGACCGCACAAACCUUGUUCAGAACAGUCUGAAUUUUUUACCUCUUGCCAGCCUUCGUGGAUCAUUUCCUGAGGCAAUAUAUACAGCUGAAUAGUCAAGUUCUGUAAGAUAUAUAUAUAUGUAUGUGUAAACACACACACACACACACACACACACACACACACACACACACACACACACACACACACACAUAUAUAUAUAUAUAAAAAUUCAAUUGCUCCUGCAAAAGCCAUGUCAGUUUGAUGUCAACAAGUUAAGAAAAUGUCUGUAUCCAAAAUUGCUUGUGAAGUACUACAAAACCUGCAAACUUACUGGUGCACCAAUCAGAUCAUCACUAAUAACUGCAGUUUAACUGGCCUGCUGAACAACCCAAGACAAUGAAAGAUAUAUAGUCAAUAUACAAUAUAGUGUUAAACAUUAAAGAUUCAAUUUUCACAGCAGAACAACUGUCAGUUUAGUAGCUCCAUGAUUUUGAUAUCUUUGUCUGUCUGUGUGAUAUUUUGACACCCAGUGCACAGGACAUGGUGCACAGAUGGAAGCAGAGGUGUGAGGGUCAUUCAAAAAGAAAAUUGUUGGUAUUUUGGUGGAAAUUCGAUAUUUGACUUAAUGCUACAAAUAGAUGACUUAGAACUAUGUCUGUGUCUAGUGCAGCUUUACUCUACUACCACUUGGAUGAUUGAUCAACAACAGCAAGUUACACACUAGCAGCAAAAGCACAACAGUAACUGAAUAAAGUGCUACUUGCCGUACAACCAUUGCAUUUAAUUGGUGUAUGAAAUAAAGGUUCAUUAUGAUAAAAACAGAAACAUCAGUAAAUCAGUCUAAAUAAAUAUGUAUAAAUUAAUAUGGUUGUUUAAGCUUCUUCUUUAGUUCAAUAAACACCUGCAACCUCUGAAGGCAAAAGGACACACUUGUUAAUAAACUCGAAGCCUCUGAUAGCAGAAGUGUAUCACCAGAGCACAGCUCCUUCAGUGUACUGAGAGCAGUGAUGUGAUUGGCUAAGAGAGUAUUUAUUAAUCACCACACCCUCUUUGUUUCUAUAUAUAUAUUGCCAUUCCUGUCGCACAUUCAUGAAGCAGAAUAGCAAGUGGAAACAGCCAAGCAGUUUGUACACAGAAGAUAUGCCAUACCACACUGGUUGUAGCACUGAAAUAGUGCAACAACCAAUGUAAUUGAAUGUAAUUUCACUAUAAAUCACAAAACAUGAUCUACUUGCCAUUUUUAUUUUCUUUUUUCAUUUCUUGUAAUUAUUCAGAUUUUUUUCCAGCAAAUAAUCGCUACCUUCUUAGCAGUUUAACUUAAAGCUUAAAAAAUUUUAAGUAACAUUUUUGUACAUGUAAUUCCACAGCAAAAUGUGCUGGAUUAUAGUCAAAAAUGUGGUCAGUUCUACUAUGUUGUAAGGCUAAGAUUUUGCAUUUAUGAUCAAGUACAAGUAUACGAACACAGUCGCUUAUAUGACUUUUAGAACUAUUACAGAAUAAACAAUGAGAAGGGGCUGGAAAGGCAUGAUUUUUAUAUGAUGUUCAUUCUAAAUUUAUUAAUCUAAUAAGCAGAGACAUCAGUUGCAUCUUAGGCCAAACAAAAUACAGAAACAUGUCGUCAAGCAUCAGUAUCAGGCCAAAUAAUAAUAAUUCCUGUCAUGUGGAAUGCUCCUGUGCUGUUAUCUGGCUCAUACAAGCCUGUGAUUGUGUUUAGGUGUGUAUGUCUUGGAGCUCUGGGAGUAUCCUUACAAUCAGAAAUGCUGGAUGAUUUUGUCACACACUGCGUGCUUUCAUUUCGUCACAUGCUAUGUUUCACAUUUCACCAAAAUAUGAUUAAUCUGAAUAUCAAACUGAAAAAACUGUCAGAAAAUAAUCACCUAUAUAGCACACAACAGGAAAUGUACAAAUCAUCAUAAAAUCUCUUCGGCUUGGCCUUGGCUAAUGCUGCAGCUGCCGCUAUCUUGUUUGUUGCACUAUCUUACUGUAUUCUCUACUCUUCAAAAUUAAAUUAUAAUCAUCUGAUUAUAAAGUUUUAAAAUGCUUGAAAUUUUAUAAAGAGUUUAAUUGCGUCUAACAGCAUGUGCUUAGCAGCCUCUGAUAGUCUAUCAGAGGUCCUCAACCCUGUUUUUGUUGAUAGAUGCAGCUUGUCCUAUCAGCACCUUUUGCUCUGUGGAAUAGUGUGACACCAAUGGCAAGAUUGUGCAGCACGUCACUCCUGUAUAGUACAUGUUCAUGUGCAAGCUCCAUAGUGCUACUAGAAGUCAAGGGCUAAAGAGGGAGCCUAUAAUACACUGAAAAGACUUUCAACUGAUUAAUUCUCAUGAAUCAACUUUUUUUUUCAGUCAUCAAUGAACCAUGACAAUUUGUUACUAAGCUGUUAGUUUGUGACAGAGUCCAACAAUUUAUGGCCAACUGUUCAUAAAAGAAGAAAAGACAAGAAUUGAUUGGCCAAAACUUGAGUCUGCUCUGACCCCCAGACAAACCUGCUCUCUCACAGGCAGGUCAAGCGACCACUUUUUCCGAUCCUGCUUCACUGAUACAUAUCGCACAACUGCCACAGAUUCAUUGUCAUUUGUCACCUGUUCCGUAUUUUUCACAGCUGAACCAAAACAACAGAAUUAAAGUUGAAUACUGAUAGGUUUGUUCGCAUUAUAUUUAUCUGAGGCAGUCAAAUUAUUUACACAGUUAUGUCCAACAAAUGGAUGCUAUCUUGUGUGUGUACAGUACAGCCUGCUUUAACUACAGUAUAUCCUGCUGUGGCAAUGUAUUGUUCAAAUUACAACUAAAAUGUGGGUUAGGCUGCCACUGAAGGCAGAGAUACCAAGUAGACAUCUGUAAUCAAACCUUUAAUAUCAUUCAAAUGAGGUACUGAGUUUGGAAAUAUAUCCCUUGAUGCUAAACCAACAUAAAUUGUCAGCAGACCACAUGAAUUUUUGCUGAACAUGCUGCUUGGUAAGAUACUUCUAGAUGAAAAGAAAAACACGAGUGCUCAAGUUUACCUUCCAAGUCCACUGAUGCUGUUCAGCAGCCAGGAAGAAAAAAAUCAAGUCUACUUGACAUUAAUAUAUCUUUUCACACUUUUAUGUCAACAGCUGCUUAUUGCACACACACACACACACACACACACACACACACACACACACACAAAAGACACUCAAAAAUUCUUCUUAAUGUAUGUUAUUGUAAAAUAGAAAUGUAAAGAUAAUAUCUGUAUUGUCCUAUAACAAAGUUUAAGCAGAUUUUCAUUACCUGAGAGAUUUUAUGUAAAUUAACAUUUUAUAAUACGUGUAAAAUAUGGAGACUAUUUUUCUUAUUCUUGUACUUUUCAAUUGUGUAUGAGAGGAGACAGAGGACUAACAUGAACAGUAUGUAUGAGGUAGGUUGUUCUUAUUGUGUUAUUAUUCACAAUGUUUUGUUUGUUUUUAGCAAGUGUGAUUUUAACAGCCUAACUGAACACGAGUGACGUCUUUUCUAGAGGCAGCAAUUCCACAUUUAUGUUAACCAAAAUUUAAUUACAUUUAAUUUUUCUGAGUGCAUGCAUAAAUGUUCCAUGUUCAUAAUGAAAAUCCAGGAAUGUUCCGAAAAUUAAGUAGCAUUGGUGUGCAUGUCAGCACAGUCAUUCCAAGGGUCACAUAUUAGGUGCUUCUCAUGGCUUGUAACUGUGUCCAUAAUUGUAUUGAUCUUUUGGUGUUGCUGUUGUAUUUUGUGUCCCUUACAACAAGCACAGGGUUUUAUAGUGCUGAGACAAGCACUUAGCCGCUAAUGGUCAUUGUAAGUCAAAUACUAAACAACCUAAAUAAAAUCUAUUGGCCACAUGGUUGGACAAACUGGAUCUCCACCAGGGAUCUCAAAGGUGCCAGACACACUGUCAUGUAAUGUAGGCAUAGUGUUUAAUUGUACAUUUGCACCACAAAAGUACAAUAUAAAAUGAAACAAUGAUGGCCAUGAAAGUGGCUCCUGCAUUUAAACCCCAUCUUAAGGCCCUUUUCUUGUUUAAAGGACUCUGUCAAAUGCAAUUUCAGAAGCUGUAAUAUGUGAUCGAUGUUCAUAUGACAUGCAGUGUUUUCUUCAUUAAAUCUGUGUGUAGCCCAACAAUCACAAACUAACUUAGGGAAGGAUGUGGCUUGUGAGGCAACUACUGCUCAGUCUUGCUGCAUGAGCCCUUAGUACAGACCAGCAUUGAAAGAACAUUCUAAAAUUCUUUCCUUGAGUCAGAUGAAAAGAUGACUGUACCUGUUUACCUAGUGCAUAGAUUCAGGAUAUGUUUAUUCUGGCUUAGCUCAAAGAAUAGUCUAUCUCCAACUCCAAAAGUGUCAUAAUUACUGUACAUUCAUUUCCCUUGUGGAAUUCUUGAAGAAAUGGCUAAUGACUCCUGUUUUUUCGUUAAUUUUUGGGCUUCUUGUUAACCAGUCAGUCAAGAUGUAUAAUAAUGGUAUUUGUAUGAACCCUGAAAAGUAAAAUUUUUCAUAAUAGUCAAAUGAUUAAGAAGCAGCCUAAUUAUUUAUGUCAUGUUAAAUAUAUCAAUAAUGUGUUGAGGAAAACAGAGCCUGAAUCUAUUUUAAUAGUUAAGAUCUCAUUAGACAGCCAGUGUCCCCAGACACAGUUUCAUAUAUACUUUCUGUGGUUCUAUCCUUGCCCUGUCUUAGUGCACUCACCUGACUGAAAGAAUUUUAAAAAGCAUGUUGUUGUAUUAUGCUAGUUUCUAAACUACUACGUAUGUUUUGUGUGAGUUAAAUUGGUCAUCAAAAUCAUCUGUGCCAGUGGGGUUUUUUUCAAUCAGUUAUCAUUCAGUCUCUGUACUAAGCUAGGUCAAACACUUUCUAGGUGUAUCUGUACUAAAUGUACAGAGAUGACACUGAUACUGAUUUUCUUUGACUCUGGAUAGGAGCACAAACAAGGAUAUAUCUUAAACCAUUGCAAUGCUCAUUCAGUAGUGAGGAGGAGCUUCAGUCCAUGUAACCUUAAUCAGUUUGAUGCUAAUAAUUGUGAUAAAGUACAUGCAAAAAACUAUAACAUUAAAAUAAUUGUUUUACUAUCUAAAAGGUGGCUAAACUGAGUUCACUUUGGCCCUACCCCAUAGUGCCUCUGGAGGAAAAAUCCACUCUAAGGUAUAUCCCUGAUGCUAAGGCCUGAUACCUGAUGGUAAAGAACCAGUUCAUGCUUGUGAUGAUCAUUUUGCCAAACCCCCCAAAGUGACAUCACUGUUGAAUUCUGUGUUUAGUCUGCUUACAGCAAUACAGCAGGUCUGCUUGGAGACAUUUGGACAAAGAAGAUGUCUUCCUGACUGCACUUGGUUUGAAAAUAAAUAAGUGCCUUUUAAAAGUGA
Amphiprion ocellaris (clown anemonefish) is the source of this 7019-nucleotide messenger RNA. It is a transcript of the gene pard6a, whose product is annotated as par-6 family cell polarity regulator alpha. NCBI's taxonomy places the organism in Eukaryota, Metazoa, Chordata, Actinopteri, Pomacentridae. The transcript has 6 exons. Gene Ontology annotation, cellular component: cell cortex; nucleus; apical plasma membrane. Gene Ontology annotation, molecular function: protein kinase C binding. Bases 240 to 1508 code for a protein of 422 amino acids. The record is from RefSeq and is a predicted model, not a curated record. Gene Ontology annotation, biological process: establishment or maintenance of cell polarity; centrosome cycle; regulation of cellular localization.